Elgaria multicarinata webbii is the source of this 7264-nucleotide messenger RNA. RefSeq names its product tetraspanin 2 (gene TSPAN2). NCBI's taxonomy places the organism in Eukaryota, Metazoa, Chordata, Lepidosauria, Squamata, Anguidae. The transcript is spliced from 8 exons. Gene Ontology annotation, cellular component: plasma membrane. Bases 56 to 718 code for a protein of 220 amino acids. The record is from RefSeq and is a predicted model, not a curated record.
GCGAAGCCUUGGCGAAGGAGCUGCCGCUGCUCGGAGCGCCGUCGGACCUGCGAGCAUGGGGCGCGUGCAAGGAGGGAUGCGCUGUGUCAAGUUCCUGCUCUUCAUUUUCAACUUUAUCUUCUGGUUGGCAGGUUCAGCUGUCGUCGCAUUUGGGCUAUGGCUGCGGUUUGGAAACGUAUUGAGAGAUUUAGCAACUGAUGAAAAGUCCCCGGAAUACGUUUAUAUGGGGCUCUAUGUGUUGGUGGGAGCAGGUGUGCUGAUGAUGACAGUGGGAUUUUUUGGAUGUUGUGGAGCUGCACGGGAAUCUCAAUGCCUGCUUGGAGCAUUCUUUACUUGCUUGCUGGUGAUUUUUGCUGCUGAAGUCACGGCAGGAGUGUUCGCUUUUCUUGGCAAGAAAGUGGCUGUCAAAGAGGUCCAGGACAUGUAUGACGAAGCUUAUGAAAACUACGUCAAUGAUAUGGGUAAAAACAAAACCCUCAUCCAGUUCCACGAUGCACUCCAAUGCUGUGGGAAAGAGAGUGACAGUCAAGUGAAGCUCACCUGUCCAAAAGACUUGGAGCAGCCCAAAAAUUGUCUGGAUGAAAUUGAGACGCUCGUUGACUCAAAGCUCCAUUUAAUUGGCAUUGUUGGGAUUGCAAUUGCUGGGAUCACAAUCUUCGGCAUGGUCUUCAGCAUGGUCCUUUGUUGUGCAAUCCGUAACACAAGAGACAUGCUCUAGAACUCUCACUGUGCAAGAUUACUUUCACCCCAGGGACUGGAAGCCUUCUGGCUGGAACUCUGCAAGAAACGCUUGCUCGCUCAGCUUAACACCUGUAAUCCAUUUUAAUUAGCGGCGUUAACCAACUGACAGAGAAAAAGGGGAUGUUUGGUGAGCCCGAGAGUUUGCAUCGUUUGCAUUUAAAAUUUCAAGACAAAGAAAUCUGAAGUGAGCAAAUAGGAUGAGCUUAAAAAUGCCUUUUCCAAGACAGUGGCAACAUCUGAAACUACUUCUUCUGUUUUUAAGAUUACUUUGCACAUGUGUGUGGGUGAACAGUGCCUGUAUUUCCUCAUUCAAGUACAUGAGUGUUUGUUUUAGCAUACAGCUGCAUGUGGUGCAGCUGCACAGAUAUCUGUAUAUACGGUACUCCGUAUGAUCAUGUGUAAGUUUUGUGGGUGUCUGUAUUUGCAUGUGUAUUCCUGCAGUAUAUAUACAUACACACACACUUGGGUGCAUACCCAGCCUUAAGCCCUUUCCAAGUGAACUCUUCUUUGCUGAUAAUUUGUGGAGAAACAAAUGGAUUUUGAAAAACCAAAUGUCCCCUCUGGUCUUUGUUCAGUCUCUGCAAUAUUUAAAGGGAAUUAGAUUUAACUGAUUGAAUUGAGUUAAAUGUCAUGCUACUAAGCUCUGUUCCUGGACAACUCUCCUCCAUGGGAAGAUUUCUGCUGAUUUCUUUGCCACAUGCAGAAUUGUUUAUAGGCCAGUGCCUUGUUUUGAUCACUGGAAGAACCCUUGUUUUGAUCACAUGUGGAAAACUCUGGCCUGAACAAGGGUAGGUAGAGCAACAAUGGGUUAGCUCUCAAUUAGUAGAGAUCAAUUAAAGCAAUAGGUGCAAACUGGAGUUUAUUAGGCACAGGAGAGCUUUUUAUGAAACCAAGCAGCCAUGUUACUAAAGAGGGCCUCUCCCUUUUUUAAAAAAUAAAAUGAAAUCAGGUUGUCUAUUACAAACAGCUUAGUCUCCCUCAAAAUAUCUUUGGUUUCCCUGAUAAACAUUACUUCGUGCCACUUGACUUAAUUUUUUUUUAUCUCCACACAAAGAAAGGUCCUUUGUUCACAAUCAAAAACACUGUGCCCCAUCUACGUUGUAUGUUUGGCAUGAUAAUCCCACAAACCCCAGCAGAACACAAAUAGCAUGAAGUAAGUCCCUCAGUGUGAUUUAUUCUCUAGUAAGUGUGUUUAGGACUGCAGCAUAAGGAUUAUAGAGUUGCUAAAGUUGAUAACCAUGCUGGUGCUCACAACUGUUUAUUCACUCAUUACACAAGCACUUCCAUGCUGCCUUUGCUCAGCAGAAAAGUGCACAACUACAUUUUUUUCUAGUUGUUACUAUAAUUUUGUUACUACUUUGGCUGCAUCAUUAGCUAGCUAUAGCAUGAAACAGCCAAAGUUAAGCACGUGCUUAACUCUCUCACAGAAAUCUUAACUUUGUUUCUGUUUAUUUUUUCAAUGAAAGAUUCUUGAAAUGACAGUUCAGAACAGAGGCAGCAGGAAGACCCUGCUAUACUUCAAAGCUAAAAACAAAAUAAAAAAAAAGAAUUUUAAACAUAUAAUUUUAAAAUAAACCCCACAUUUUGCAGGCAGGAGGGAGAUGGAUCACUUGCCAUAAUUACAUCACAGACAGCAUUCAGUUAAGUGACUGUGUCACUUGUACAAGCAGGUUUAACACAGCAGUCAUACUAGCAAUCUUCAGUUAAGAUGCUGGAACUAAAAUCAAUUUCUUGGAAAGGACCAGAGAGCCUAGAGGAAAGGGUGGGGAGUUUGGACUGUUUAAAAUACAGUAUACUGUGGCACAGUAAGAAGUAUCAGCUAAAUUAGCUUUCAGAAUUUUAAUCAUUUGUAAAGUAGAUCUCAAAUGGUCUACCUUUGCCUUGGGGCCAGCCCUCCAAUUAGGCAGAUUCUAGGAGGAGGGGAACAGCAGGAAACUGUUGAAGGACAGCUGGGGUGUGUGUGGCCUGCCCUAUGGCCCCUAAGCUAGCCUACUGUCCACAGGUGUGUUGGAAGAUAUUGUCCUUUCAUCAGUGUUGAAGUAAGAUUCAACUGCCAAUCUAGCCAGCUUCUGUAGAUGGGAAGGGAUGCCAUUUUGUCCUUUGCCUCAGGCUGCAUAAUGUUUUCAGCUGGUGCUUAUCCCUGUUCUAGGACUGGAAAAAGUCAACAUAGACUCAGUGCUGUAACAGAAGCUGCUCUGUCUGGUGAGACUCUACAUACAUAGGACCCAUGCUAUAGCAGAUGCCAAUGCAAGACUGGGACCUUCUGGCCAAACUGCAGUGGCCAUUCAGGAGAUCCUGAUCUUAAGGUUCUGGGUAACAGAAUGUAGGUCAAGAUUUUAGAACAAGGAAACUGGCAUUUUAAUACCCUUCAUUUCUGUUGAUUCUUCCUGAGAAACAGAGCUUUGGUUGCUGCAGGGCAUUUUAACUAGGUCAUGCUAUUACUGUCUGAGGGUGGGUAAAAGUUGUAGAAAUGACACUGUAUACUUGAAAUACCUCAGGAGUGAGUUUACUUUGUAUUGUUUCUAUUUAUUUCUGCUAAAAUGCUCCUUGAAAAAUAAUCAGAUGGAAUUAAUCCAGCUAGCCAGAGGGAAACUCGUGCAAUCCUGAUACAUUACAAUCAAUAGGAUCUUGCCAUUAACUUCAACCAGAUGUGCACCCUUUGGAACCUUUCUAUCUGGUCAGUUUUCUAGGAAGCUGUCAUUUUAGGACUCGGAACUCGGGUAAUGACCUCUGCUGUUCUGUUUUUUUCUGAUUCAGCUGUUGCUAUGUUUUGCUUCAAAUCACAGUAACCCAUCUAAAAGAAUAUGUUAACAAAAGAACACCCUUACAUGUGCUGCAUGUACAUGUUCCAUCCAAACAUAUUGAAAGCAUAUGAGACCUCAGGGAAAGCCUUCUACAGCAGGGCUUCAUUUGAAAGGCAGUGUGCACCCAAGUGUGUAUAUGUGUGUCAGAGAUCAGAAGCCCCAAGGUGUAUGUGAGCUUUUCUUUCCCGACAAACACGAGUGCAUGCGCACACUCCAUCAUCUCCCCCAAGAGACUUGAGCUGUACCUCUUUAUCUACUGCUUGACCCAGUUCAGACAUUUCAACCCAGAAUAUUUCACAUGAUGGGAUCUGGGCACAGCCUCUGGAGCAGACUCAUCAUACUCACGAUCAACGCUGCCCAUACAGGUGACCAUUUAGUGCUGGUGGCUCCUGAAGCACAAGCACAGCCUACAUGAUAUGAAAUGCAUUGCUUUGGGUGUAAAUGGCUGAAUAAAGCCCUUGUUCUAUUUGGGAAGCAGACUUACAUGCAUGAGAAGUAGUUCUUACUUGAUAUUUGCAGUUUGAGGUGAUCAGAAAUAGCUGGGUGGUGUGUGUGUGUGUGUGUGUGUGUGUGUGUGUGUGUGUGUAGGGUCAUCUUUGUUCAAAAAUGUUCAUCAGUCUGAAAACAUCUUAAAUUUUGGAUUUGAUGGGAAUUUCUACCAGGUUUUCAAUUGGAAAGGGAUAUCUUCCUGGGAGUUUUAUUCCAAAAGAAAAUUAAGGAGGGAGAGAGCCCAUUUUAAUUGAGAAUGGGAUGUAUGUUGUUUUCUUUCCAAACCUUGCUUUAUUUUAAUAAUUAGCAAUUCCCUUAAGAAACAAAUCAUCUCCAUCAGAAUCCCAGCAAUUCUCCAAUGAAACCAAAGCUGUCCCCAAAAGUGAAAGCAGCAGGACAGAUGUUAGCAAAAGUAAUAUCUUCUGCAGCUUUCGAAGGACUACCCAAUGCUUUUACCCCUGACUUCUCCAUGAUCCAGGCUCAGGGCUUGUCCAGGUGGAUUCCAUUUCACGGAAUAGGAAUGCUGUUACAAUGUUCCCCAGGCCCUGUAAUCCAGCUUUCCAGAUUGCUUUCAGAUUGUGCUGAUCCCAGUCAGUCCACACAUAGCUGACCUAGAUGAGAGUAGGCAGUGGUGUUUUUUUUUCGUUUUGGGAAACCUCUUGUACUCCCAGUUUUAUGCCGCAGGACCAAACCAGGAGCAGAUGAAGCCCUGUUUGGAUGACUCUUGUUUUCACUUGCAUCCCCAUCUUCUCCUUUUUAUUGUUUACUCCUUUUUACUUGGUUUUAGUAAAUGAGACAGGCGAGCUGAUGCCCUAAAUACAAGUUAGAAGAGGUCUGCACUGCUCCAUUCUGGCAGCUUCAUUUCUUGCUGGCAGGGUACACCUGCUCCCUCUACUAAUCAGAAAAUGUAUAUGGCAGAGUGAGGGCAUGGACAGUGCCAGGUCAGAAAUGGCCCCAAGUUGGCCUCUGAUUAGCUUUUGACUUUUCUAUGAAAUGGCUUUGUCCUUUGCAGAUGUCACCCCUGCCUGCUGAGCUGUGCUGUGCUGAUAACUGUGGGCUGCAUACUAAGGGCGGGGAUGUGCUAUCUGUAUAGACAGAUUGGGCAAUGCACGCGCCCGCUGAAAGUGGAAGUGGAGCAGCAGGCACAUACACAUGCAUGCCAUUCUUUUAUUUAUUUGUUUCACAUUGGAGUAGUGAUGGCAGUUUUGGCUUUUGCCUCUUUCUUCACUGACUCCAUCAGAGUUGUCAAGCUUGGAAAAACCAGUCUUGCUUCCCAGAUGUCAUCUCUUUUAGCUUGAUUGCUUCUUUACCUCUAAGUGCCUUUUCGGAAACAAAGCUGGAUGCCAAUUCUGCAAGUAGAUUUUUUUUUUAAAAAAAAAAAUCAAACUUGAACUAUAUUACAUUCUAGCAAAUUAUCACUUCCCCGCAUCUCAUUGUAUUUUUUUCCUAUGCAUGUAGUUGUUAUACCUGUCCUGGGAUUAUCUGCUUUCCAGAAAUAAUAAAAGCAUGUGUUUGGAAUUGCAAGACAGAAAUGCAAUGACACCACAUGCAUGUUUUUUCUGGAUUAUUUGUGUGUCCCAGAAAAUAGCAUAUAUUAAGUCUAUCAGUGCCUUUUAAUAACUUCAUAGCUGUAGCCUUCCCACCUCACCAUGUUGGAAAUAAUUUAUAAUGCUAUUGUGGGGGGGUGGGAGGGGAUGGAGGGAGAAUCUCUCACCUCUGAAUUACAUUUGAAAGGCAUUCCAUCUUGAGUAUCAGUAAAUGCUGUCAAAUGAUUGUUUAGCUCUGUCUGUCCCUUUCUGAAACUCUGAAUUUUUCUGUGAUGUGUUGCUAACAGUUUGCAAGUAGUGAGUGUUGGGCCUACUGGUACAACUGCUGGGGCAGAUAGGUGCCACCUUGGAUUUCUGUGGGGCUUCCACUGCUUUCAUUGUGCUGCUGCUCUUUGGCUGAGGUCUGACAUCCUCACUUUCUUUCCAGGCUCUAUGGGGGAAAGCAGUCUUUCCUAAGAGAAUUAAUUUGAGAAAUGCCCACUGUAGGGAUCCAGCAGGAGCAUCAGAUAACAGCUUAAGGGAAAUGUGGAGGUAGUGCAGCCAGGUGCUUCAUUCCUGCUAAUGAAAUGGAGCGGGGGGGGGGGGGGGAAGAACCUCAGAAACGCAAGCUCCAAAAAGAGAAAACCCGGGUGCUGAAUAGUGCUAAUGGUUUACUGUGCUCCAUGUGUUUUGGAGUCUAGACUCCUUCUGCAGGAGCUUGGAAGAUUUGAAAAUUCCACACAAUCUUUGCAACAAGGAGAGAAAGAAAACAUUGCUCUUUUGUUCUUUAGGCUGCAAUAUCUAAAGAGGUACAGAAAUUUCUAAACUUUCAAGCUCCUAAGGAAGGCGUCCACUACUCCAAAACACGUCAAGUGUAUUAAACCAUUUUCACUAUCCAGCACCUGGUUUUCCUCUGUAUUUUUGGUUUUCGUUGCACCCCCCGCCAAGUUACCAAACACGGCAUUGUUGGUCUUACCUCAGCACUGUGACCCUGCAAAUGGACCGAGCAGUGCCAUACUGUUUUGCAAGGCAGGGGGCGAAUUGAGGACCCUUUAAAAUGCAUUUAAUAAGCCCUUACUUGGAGGGGAAGCUUCUAACUUUUCCCCCCCUUGUGGAGCCUUGUGUACAUUAUGCAUCUAAUAGAUGCUGUGUCCUCAAUGUAAAUAUGGGCAUUCUCACUAACCAUGGGAAUGACUAUACUGAGUCACAGACCUUCCACGGUCUUCAUUGUAUCUGUUGGAGAGUACUGCCUGACCACUCCUGGCAAACCUGCAGGGAUCAGGCUAGACUUGACAGACACAGCACCACCAAAUAGCCAUGCCUCCUUUGUAGAUCCAAUGGUGGAAGCAAUUAUUUUAAGUGAAAAUGUGUAGUUUACUAUUGAAAUGGAUGUGCAAAACUGUUGUUUCCACAUUUUAAAGCCUACAUUUUAGAGUUUGUGCAAGAGACCUCAUUAACUCUUAAAAUGAUCAUGGAAAUAGAAAUAAACAUAGUCCUCCUUCCCAGUGUGCCUGAUGUCUGAUAGCAUCGGUGCAUUAAGUUGUUACCACGGGAAAUCAAGUACGUUCACCAUGUAGUCAUUUCCCCUUGCUGUAAAUGUUGUUGCGCAAUUGUUCUGUUACUGAAAUAUAUUCUAGUAUGGCUGGCUUUUUGAAUGCAUUUUUUAUCACCCUUUCUCUACUGAAGUUGGCGCAGAAUUCUAAU